UACCCUUCCACCUUAUCCGGUCGCUUGCUCGCACCGCUCGCUUGCUCUCGCUCGCUCUCCCUCUCCUCUCCCUCGCCGGCCACCUUAUCCCCUUCCCUCGUCGCCUCUCCCUCGCCGGCCUCUCCUCUCCGUGGCCGGCCACUCCCUUUCCUCGUCGCCGCCUUCCCCCUCUCUCCUCGUCACCGGCCUCUUCCUCUUCCCGUCGCCGGCCUCUUCCACCGCCCCUUUCUCCCCACCACCCAGCCUUCACUCACACCCCGUAGGCAAAAUUGAUUCUUUUUGCGUCGGCGACGAGCUUCUCUGUGACGGAGGCAUGGAUGUGUAGCAGCGUCAGAGCUGGAUAUGGGCUAGGGGGCGUGGAUGUGGAGCGGCGCCCGAGGGGACCUAGAGCGACGGAUCUCACGAGUCGGAGCAGCGCCCAAGCGGACCUAGAGUGGUGGCGGAGCAGCAGAGCGGCGGAUCUGACGAGUCGGAGCAGCGCCUGAGCGGACCUAGAGUGGCGCCGGAGCCUCCACGUCGUCGUACAGACCAUUGACUAGAGUCCAGACUUGAAAACCAUUCAGAAGUUGCAAAUCAUUCAGUGAGCGGGGGCAUAAUUCAAACACACAUCCACCACUGAAGCUCCGCGGGUCGCCGGGCUUCUGGCGAAGAUCUUCGUGUGGGUCCUGGGGAUGCCGGUGGUGGGCUGGGUCCUGCUCUACAUCCUCAAGAAGGACAAUCUCAUCAACAAGCCGUAAGCAAGUCAAUAACGGAGACGGUCGAGCACUGUCAUCACACUGAACCUGCAACACCAGUGAGAUGACUGAAGAUUGGGUUGUGGUUGGAAUGAGAGGAGAAGCAAAUCACUUGACCAGUUGAAUCCUUGGGUGUACAAGACGGCCGAGCUGUGGCAGGUGAAGGAGCCGCUGCCGCUGCCCGCGCUGAAGAAGCGCAACUGCUCCAUGGUGUUCACCCUCAAGGAGAUGCAGGAGGCCACCGGCAUGUUCAGCGACAAGAACCUCAUCGGCAAGGGCGGCUUCGGCCGGGUUUACAGGGGCGUGCUCAAAGAUGGGCAGAUUCUCUUGAUUGGAGUGGAGAGGAGCAGAGACGAGAGGAGCAGCAGAAGUGGACAGCGCAGCGGCUGACCUUGAGCUCUUGAUUGGAGUGGGGGGAGGCGGCCGGCGAAGGAUCUGUGGCCAGCAACGAAGGAUCCGAAGUUGUGGCGGAGCAGGCAGCCGGCGGGAAGGGCGGCCGGCGAGGGAGCUGCGGAUCUUGGCGCGGAAGGGCGGCCGAUGAGGGAGCUGCGGACCACGGCGGGGAAGGGCGGCCGGCCGGCGAGGGAGCUGCGGACCGCGGCGGGGAAGGACGCCGGAGAUGCGGACGACGGAGGAGCCCGGCGAAAGGGAGCAGCGACGGCGGAGAAGCCUGGCGGAGUGGAGGAGCGACGGAGGAAGACGUACGCCUCCCGAUGGAUUUCAAAUCGGGGGUAGUAUUGUACUUUCACACUAUUUCACCUGGUCGGAAUGAUGCCCCCAGCGACAAUUAUUUCGGAACGGAGGGAGUAGUAGCUAGCAAUUGCUUUUAGCGGUGAUUAGUAGUAGUACUCGUUAAGAGAGAUGAGAUCGCCUCUCCGGACCUUGGCUGAUCUCUAAAGGAUAGCUAUGGAUUGCUUCGGAUCCUUUCUAUGAUCAACGUAUCCAGCCUAGCUAUCUCAUUCCCAUUAGGGAACACGCAGGACAGGGGAUCGAGCGGCGGCUUGAUAGCCAGAUGAGUUUGUUGAGAAUAUCUAGCGACCGACUCGUUUCUUUCGCUUGCUCUGUUAAAAAAAAGAGGUUCAGGGCUCUUUUUAUUAUGCAGAGAAAUUACUACAGUUUUGUAAAUACUCUAGUUUUAGUAACACAGUUUUUGGCGUUAACCAAACAGGUCACAAUAAAUAAAACCGCGGUAUCUAAAAAAACUGUAGUAUUCUUAAAAUACUUAGAAAAUACAUUGCAAUCAAACAGGGCCUUAAUCUUUCUUCCGUGUUAAGAGCUUAUGGAACACACAUGGGGCUGGGACAGGCUGAUCCCCUGGGCGCCUGAUUAUGUUCUUUUCAAAGUCUACUUGGAUUAUCUCACUGAUUACUUCCACCAAAAUUUUCCUGCUAAUAUCAACCUGUAUGCUGCAGCCUGUAGUUGUCUGGAAAUGGAGAAGAAAUUGAGUUGCCUAGUAGGUUUCACUGCUGACCUUAAUGAACUGAGCAACAAUAUCAAGGAGAAAGCGGGCAGUGUGACUAAAACAGGUCCUGAAUGUCCUGUUGCAGCUGCUGGCUUUAUGUGUAUUGCGGAGGAAGGCAAGUUGAUGUCUGAGUUAUUGGCAUGCGAAAUCAAGAACCGUGAGGAGGAUGAUGAUUUCAUUACUGAGGUGCUGGAAGAUCAGUCAUUCAACUUUAGCAAUGAUGUCCGUCAGAUUGUGUUGAGUAUUAUGAGCACCUACGAAGGGCCUUGUUCUGAAGCUGUUGCUGCUUCCUUGCUGGCCAUGAGUAAGGAGGCUAAUAUUGUACAUGGGUUGCUGAAGCUGGAUCAGAACCACAUGGACCGCUUUGCAAAGCUUAACAUCUGUGAAAGUCAGCGGCGCCAUUUACGGAAAUUUCUUAUUGGCAUUCGCAAUUGCAAGUUUCCAGAAUUGCUCACAUCUGAGCCAGUUAUGCAAAGUGAAAAUAAUUAUGGUAACAGUUCUAAUGUUAAUGAUAUGGUCGCGAUCUCUAGUACUCCCCAAAUCACCAGUGUUACCGCUCCUGCUACUGCCAUAUCAUGUGACGACACCUUGCUCGCGAAGGUCAGCCGUAAACAUAUGGUGAAGUUUCUUGAGAUUAUGGAAACCACAAAGGAAUUCGAAACUGUCAACGAUGUGCCGCCAUUGGAUAUCAUCCUCUACAGAGAGCUUAUGGAACCAGCAUGGGGUUGGCAAAGGCUAUUGCCCUGGAAGUCUGGUUAUGUUCUUUUUGAAGCCUAUUUGAAAUACCUUGAUGAGUACUACUACCGGAAUAUAACUCGUGAUUUCAACCUUUAUGCUGCAGCCUGUAUUUGUCUGGAGACGGAGAAGAAGUUGAGUACUGCAGUAGGUCUCACUCCUAAGCUUGCUGAACUGAGCAAGAGUAUCAAGGAGAAAGCGGACAGUGUGACCAAAUCAGAUUCUGAAUCUCCUGUUGCAGCUGCUGGCUUUAUGUGUAUUGCGGAAGAAGCCAUGUUGAUGUCUGAGUUAUUGGAAUGUGAAACCAAGAACCGUGAGGAUGAGGAUGAUUUCAUUACUGAGGUGCUGGAGGAUAAGUUGUUUGACUUUAGCAAUGCUGUCCGUGAGAUUGUGUUUGAUAUUUUGAUCACCUACAAAGGGCCUUUUUCUGAAGCUGUUGCUGCUUCCAUGUUGGGCUUGAAAAAGGAGGCCACUCUUGUACGUGAGUUAUUGGAGCUGAAUCGAAACUGCAUGGACCGCUUUGCAAAGCUUCACAUCUGUGAGAGUCUAAGGCCAUGCUUACGAAAAUUUCUUUACGGCAUUCGCAACAGCAAGUUUCCAGAGUUUGAUCUGAAUAAUAAAUUGCGGACGUCUGAAUCAGAUCAGGCAAGUGCUGUGAAUGACCGCGAAGCUGACCAUGAAAACAAGAGUAUGGAAGGCCAGAGCAAUGGAGAUCUCGAUUGUACAACCUUUAGGCAUCUGCUCCCUCCGCCUCACAAUUGCAGUGCCCAGUUCUCACGCAUCUCAAUCAGAGUUCGAUGUAUACAAAGGAAAGUCAACAGAUUGCUGGCCUCUGAACCAGAUAAGGCAAGUGAUAUGAAUGAUGGUGAAGCUGACCACUACAACAACAGUAUGGAAAGUGAGAUUAGUGGAGACCAACCCUGACACGGGUGUCUUCUGAGCUACUGUACAUCGUGUUUCACUGAAGUACACUACUCCUUGUUCAUUGUUUCUUAGGUUUGUGGUGAAUUGUUUUAUCCACUGGUGUUGAACACAUAUAUAUUAUAUUCUCUCGAUCCAAUUCUGCUUGAAGUUUGGAACAA
Messenger RNA from Aegilops tauschii subsp. strangulata, 4013 nucleotides. RefSeq lists its product as uncharacterized. The record is from RefSeq and is a predicted model, not a curated record. Lineage: Eukaryota; Viridiplantae; Streptophyta; Magnoliopsida; Poales; Poaceae.